Fusarium proliferatum ET1 is the source of this 1365-nucleotide messenger RNA. RefSeq lists its product as uncharacterized. Bases 1 to 1365 code for a protein of 454 amino acids. The transcript is spliced from 2 exons. The record is from RefSeq and is a predicted model, not a curated record. NCBI's taxonomy places the organism in Eukaryota, Fungi, Ascomycota, Sordariomycetes, Hypocreales, Nectriaceae.
AUGGAUCAUAUUCCCAACGAGAUUCUGAGCCAUAUUCUCAGCUAUCUUCUCACCGACAGACAAAAGCACCGUCUGCACGAAGACUCAAUCGAUGACAUCUUGCCCGUUCGCCUCAGUGAUCACACUAUCGAACACGACUUUACUUCCUGGCAUCAACUUCUAGAAACAGACUCUAUUAGGGACGCUAUCCGAAGCGUCAACAUCGAAACCGCGCCGUGGGAUUCUCAGUUGCCAGACGGCGGUACCAUUCUUGUUUGGCCGGAUUCUUGGCUCGAAAAUGGUCACUGGCCUGAGUUGGUAUCCGCUAUCAACCGUAUCCGCGACAUGCCAAAUCUCAAUUCCAUCACUUUGCGCUUCUCCUUUUUUUGCGUAAAUGCAUACCAUGACGAUACAGUGUUCCAAGAGCCCUCAGGAACACGCCGAAGGACUCUUGAGAUUGUAUCAGAAGCACUGCGGGAUCGUGAAUCCCAUCCCGGGAGAAGUACCAUUCGAGAGCUAGUCUUGUGCAACCUUGAGGAUACCCCACUGCCAACAGAUCUGACCCACAGUUUAUUACGAAACAUCGACCGACUACACAUGCGCUUCGUUUACGAAGACGAGGAUCAAGAGAGUAACGUGUUCUCAAAAUAUUUGCAAAAGACACUAUUGCCUUCGGUCGCCGAACGGCUGGUUGAGCUGACCCUUGCUGGUUGGCUCUGGGGUGCUAUCCCAGCCGAAUUCAAUCCUAAAGGUCUAUCAUUUCCACGACUUAAACGACUGAAGCUGGAUAAAUACAUCAUUCUUCGACAAGACCAAUUUGAUUGGGUGCUUGACCAGCGGUCCCUUGUUGAUCUUCAGCUCUACAAUACCAGCAUUGCGACACAUUGUGCUUUACUUGCUUCAGAUCAGGACGAUUUUGAAGAAUGGGGCGUCAACCUACAUGGAUGGAAAGAACUGGCAAACAACCACGAAGUGAACGGCCCACCCAUUGGUUCCAUUCUCAACAUGCCACAUUAUGGAGAACUCCGGCCCGGUUGGUAUAUGAGUGACUUGCGAUGGUCCAACAUGUUCGAUCGCAUCCAGCAACAUUUGCCACUGUUGAGAAACUUCACUUUCGAACUUUCAAAGUGGGAAGAUUUCUCAGAACACUAUCCAGGGAGCCCGGGCAUGUACUGUAUGGACGAGAGGUACUGGACUUACGGGGAAGGAGUCUGGUCAACGAUGUGGUAUAAGCCAGCAAGGGAGCAUGAGUGGACAGCGACUUGCUUUUUUGAGGACGACAUGGCAGGAACCCCAGUGGGUUUAUACGAGCGUACUGAAUCAGCUGAUCGACAGGCAUUGGAGAAGUUGAUGGAAGUGACACGCAAGCGACGUGAGGGAAAAUAG